AUGGACUCGUAUAAAAGACAAAUUUUUUCCAGAAUGUCACCAGUGAACGAGGAAAAUGAACAAAAUGUCAACCUGACUGGAAAAUCUCCACCAAAUUUAGUAGAAGAAGAAGUAAAGUUAGAAAAAAAAUCUGCAGAAAGUGUAAAUGCCAAACAAAAACGAAACUAUUUCGACUGCUUGUUUAAUGAAACAAAUGUUGAGACAGUUGAUGAUAGCUUCUUCAACAUUAAUAAGAACAAAACGCAACUACGCACUAAGAGGCAGAGGUUUUUCGACGACAUUCCUACCUCACUUACACCUCUCAAAACCGUCAACAACAUGGAAAAAAUCGCCAAAAACAAAACUAACAACAUCAACGAUAAUGUGUACAUCCGUAGCAAUCACAACAAAACAAACACCAACGAUGACAACAACAUAUGCAAUGACACACCAGCUAAGAAAAAAUUUGCAGUAAAUUCUUCAUUAUGGGUUGUCACUCCAAUUGGCAACGAAAAAAAAGCGUGCAACAACGUUAACAUGGCAAAAGACUGCAACCAGGCAACCAGCAACCACGCAACCAAUAGCCAGGCAACCAGCAACCAAGCAACCGACAACUACACAGCCAUCAACAACGCAACCAACAACAAUGCGAACAUCGAAUCGCCAAACAAAACAGAUGUAACAUUGAAAAACAUUGAAGGCGUAAACUUGUCUAGCUACAACAACAACAGCAACAACAACAACGUCACAAUCGUCAACAAAACAAAAACUAAUACUUCAUACAAACAAAAUGUUGCCAACAGACACGAAAGGAUAAUCGCGAGUAACAUUCAUGCUAACACGAAUGACAAUAUAAUCAACAAAGACAACAUCAAGAAUGUUGACAACAACCUCAACAACCACAAUUUUAACAACAUUAUCUGCAACAACAUCAACACUAACAACGACAACAUCAUCAACAUCCACAACAUCAGUCAGAUCAGCAGUAGCGAAGCAUACAACACGCACGAUCAGCCAACGCUCAACUACGGAGCAGCCAACAGCACCUUCGACUAUCCCCUUCAUAGCACGGUCGCCAUCAACGGUUUCGCAACCGUUCUCGAACAGAGUAGCGAACCAAACUCGAACUUAUCGCAACAAAAUCAGCAAGAUUUUGAAACUAAUUUCUCGCCAAAUCAUCAUAGAAAUCUUGACAGAAAUUGCAAAAAUGUCCACAAAAACAAUGGUAAUUCACUUGAAGUAAAACGACAGCAAGGAAUUAACAACGUUUACUUGAGAAUUUCAAAAAAUGAAUUUGAUAGCGCUGAUGAAAAUGAAGAUCCAGAUGAAAAAAAUUUUGAAAGGAACAUCGUGGUACACAGGCGAAAUCAUGCAGUUCUGAUGAAGAGGCAAAAAGCUCUGAGGGAUUUGAAAUCUCUUAAAUUAGACAUCAACGCUUCAGACCAAUGCCUAAAAAAAACUGGAAAUUUUUGUGACAAAGUGAACGAUGCAAGCAACACAAACAACAUUCCACACAAAGCCAACAACAGUAGCAGCAAAAACACUCCAAACAACAACAACAUACCAUACAACACCACUAACAACAACAACUCAGUCGACAACAAACACGCCCCAGUCUGUUGCAUAUCAAAGCAACUCUACCUACCCAGAAUGUUAAAAGUUGUCGGCAGUUUGAAGAAACGAAGCAAGCAGCACUGCAAACCAUCGACCAACAACUUUUCAAACAACGACAAUAACGACGUCAAAUUAUUUAAAAACAACCCCUGCAACAAAAACAACAACAUCCAAACAAACGAUAAAGCUACAAACACGUCAACGAUUUACGAAAGUGAACAAAUUCUGGCGUUCAAGACACCAGAACUCCAACAAAAUCAACAAUCCUUACGUGAAGAUGAGCUUCAAAAAAAUCAUCAAAGACAACCUCAGCUCCAAAAAAGACAACAACAUCAACAACAACAACAACAUCAACAACAAUAUGAUCAUCAACAACAACAACUGCAUCAACCACAACAACAACAACAACCACAAAACAGACAUCGAAAUAGAGACCUUGUGAGAAAAAUGAAGCUAUUCAACGAAAGUCUCAAAAACAAAAACGGUGCAUUGGUACAGCUUGCUGUGUUGUAA
Molecule: messenger RNA, 2106 nt
Organism: Helobdella robusta
Lineage: Eukaryota; Metazoa; Annelida; Clitellata; Rhynchobdellida; Glossiphoniidae
Exons: 1
Coding region: 1-2106 (701 amino acids)
Source: RefSeq, a predicted model, not a curated record